This is a messenger RNA of Symbiodinium sp. CCMP2456, 318 nucleotides long. The record is from the annotation of a GenBank genome assembly. NCBI's taxonomy places the organism in Eukaryota, Dinophyceae, Suessiales, Symbiodiniaceae.
AUGGCCCGAAUGGCACUAGCAACACAUGGAGUCGUCGUAGCUCCUGCGAUUUCUCCUUUCGAAGAGAACGAGGUCCGCAGUCGAAUGGAGCGGCUGAAACAAGUCUCACGCGACCAGGACGAGGCUGUGCGGCGGGAACAAUUCCUGGCCAGCUACGAAGAUGCCCGACAAGGUGUCCAGGAGCGUAUGCGCUCUCUCAUGGCCCAGCUCCGCACCGAGAUGCUGCGCAGCCCUGCGGCCCAGAAGCAGAAGCCAACAGCUGUUCCACCCACAUGGACGGAGGCUGGCAGAGCACAUGGAACCUUCUGUUGGGGCUGA